AAAAAAGAAAAAGUGAAUCAGGUUCUCGUCUCGAUCAAAUUCACUGCGUUUUCAAAGCAAUUUCCACCGUUCCUUCCACCAUCCCAGCAUAAAAAAUAAAAAGAACGAAACAAAACAUGUAGCUGUCAGAGAUUUUUAUAUCACAAAUAGACAUCAUUUCAGUGCCUAAAUCCAUUCUAGAGAGAGAGAGAGAGAUCAUUUUGCAGAAGGGUCUCUUCCAUUACCAAAUUCUUCCAAUUCCCCGUUUCUAAUGGAUCUGUUCCAUUUGGUCUACGAGAGAAUCCGAGAAUCCGUUGCUUACUCGUCUUCCAAAAUACCUCGAUGGAAUCACGAUGUCUUCUUGAGUACUUUCAGUGAAGAUGAUGUUGGCAACAAAAUCAUCAUCGAUGGCCUCUACAAUGCUUUGCUUCAAAAUGGGGUUCAUACUUUUAGAGAUGGCGACGAGGAGGAAGAAGAAAAAAAGGGAGGAAGGGAAAGAGAGAAACGAAUUGAAGAAUCGAUGAUCGCCAUAAUCCUUUUCUCAAUAAAAUACGUUUCUUCGAUAGAGUGUCUAGAUGAACUGGUGAAGAUAGUUGCAUGUAGAAGCACCACUGGUCUAACUGUUUUCCCUGUUUUCUGUGAUGUGGAUCCAUCGCAUGUGCGAAAACAGAACGGUAGUUUGGAGGAAGUGUUUGCCAGUUUUGAAGAAGAAGAGGAAAAAGAUAAGGUGAAGAGGUGGAGGGUAGAUCUUACUACAGUGGCUAAUCUUUCUGGUUGGGAUCUUCGAGACGUUUCUAAUGGGCAUGUGGAAAAAUUUAUCCAAAAAAUUGUUGACGAUGUUUUGAUUAAACGAAGUCGAAAACCAUUGAACAUCUCUAGUUAUCUUGUUGGAAUAGAUUCCCGUGUUGCAACAAUGAUGAAUUCAUAUAUAUAUCUUUCUACACGUGAAGUCCGUAUCAUUGGAAUUUGUGGUAUUAGUGGAAUUGGUAAGACAACCAUUGCGAAGGGUUUAUAUAAUGAAAUUUAUCAUAGAUUUGAAGGUUGCAGUUUUCUUGAGAAUGUUCGAGAAGUUUCAAAACAACCCAAUGGUCUAAUUCAUUUACAAGAACAACUCUUGUCUGAUGUCCUUAUGAAGAAAAGCAUUGAGGUAGGAAAUGUUGCUAGAGGAAUAAAUUUGAUCGAACAGAGGCUUAAAUACAAAAGGGUUCUUAUCAUUAUUGAUGAUGUAGAUCAUUCAGAUCAAUUAAAUGCAUUGGCUGUCAAGCGUGAUUCGUUUGGUAUGGGAAGUAGAAUCAUUGUCAUAUCACGGGAUGAACAUUUUCUAAACACAGCUGAAGUAUGUGACAUUUAUCAUCCUGAAGAGUUAAACUUUGUUGAAUCUCUUCAACUCUUUAGUCGGCAUGCAUUUAACAAUGAUUCUCCACCAGAUGACUACAAGAAGCUAUCAAAGGAGAUGGUUGAUAAUGUCAAUGGACUUCCGUUAGCUCUUGAGGUUAUAGGUUCUUUGAUGUUUGACAAAAGAAGCUUAUCUGAAUGGGAGAGCACAUUAGUCAAACUAAAAGGUACUUCUAGUGAUCAAAUUCAAAAAAAACUUAGAUUAAGUUUUUAUGAUUUGGAUGGCCCAGAGAAGGAAAUCUUCCUUAACAUUGCAUGCUUCUUUAUUGGAAUGGACAAAGACUAUGUAUCUAAAAUACUAGAUGGUUGCAACUUGUAUGCAAUUAUCGGAAUCCGCAUUCUCAGUCAAAGAUGUCUUGUUGCAAUUGAUAAUGACAAUAAACUAAAGAUGCAUGAUAUACUUCGAGAGAUGGCAAAGGAAAUUGUUCAUGAAGAAUCUCCUGAAGAACCUGGAAGACGUACAAGAUUGUGGUCACGAGAGGAUGUUUGUGAUGUAUUGACAAAAAAUGAGGGUACCGAAUCUGUUGAAGGCAUCACCCUAACCAUUUCUCAGUCUGAGGAGUUGUGUUUUGAUACUAAAGCAUUUGUAAACAUGCAUAAUCUGAGACUGCUUCAACUCAAUUAUGUACACUUGAGGGGAGGGUAUGAACAUUUCUCUAAGGAAUUAAGAUGGCUUUGUUGGCAUGGAUUCACUUUGAAUUCUAUACCCACCAAUUUUAGCAUGGAGAAUCUUGUUGUUCUUCACAUGGAAAAUAGCAAUGUUAAAAAGAUUUGGAAGGAAAUCAAGCUGCUCAAAAGGUUGAGAAUCCUGAACUUUAGUCAUUCGAGAUACUUAAAGAAAACCCCCAACUUCUCAGGACUUCCCAAUCUUGAGGAACUGAUCCUUGAAGAUUGUAAAUGUCUGGUUGAGGUUCACCAAUCCAUUGGGUAUCUUGACAAUCUUAUUGUCUUGAAUCUGAAAAACUGCAAUAAUCUUAAGAAGCUUCCAAGCAGCAUUGGUUUGUUGAGAUCUCUUGAAGUACUCAAUCUCUAUGGUUGCUCAGAACAGGUGCAGUCUACUUCAUGGUUUUCUUCAUUCUCCAAAAAAUUUCUCAGUUCACUAAGAAGACAACUUACUUCUACCACUUCACUGCUUCCUGCUUCUUUCUCUGGUUUGUGCACUCUGAGAACAGUGAAUCUCAGUUUCUGCAAUCUAUCAGAAGAUUUGAUACCCAAUGAUUUUUGGAACAUGCCAUGGGUGACUUGGUUAGAAUUAAAAGGGAACAAAUUUCGCACCCUACCAACCAACAUCAGAAAUCUUUCUCGUCUUGAAUCACUGACAUUGAGUUACUGCAAAGAUCUCAAAAUAAUGACAGAGAUACCUUCGAGUUUAGAGUAUUUGACUCUAGAAGGUUGCUCAAAAUUGGAAAUAUUACCAUCCAACAUUCUUUUCUCUCGAAUUUUGUAUCUUGCUUUGAACAGAUGUAAGAGGCUACAGUCAUUUCCAAGUGGUUCCACAUCUUCGCAAGGAGCAGAGGACAUUAAGAACAAGCAGAAUUUAACAUAUUUGGUUGUCGACUUUGAUUACUUCCGUCGUAGAUCAAAUGAAAUAAGUUGCCUUCCUAAUCUUUUGAGCUUAACUUUGGAACUUUGUGGGAGGCCUCAAACACUGCCAAAGCUUCCACCAAGUUUAACUUCUUUGUUUGUAGAAGGUGACAUAUCAUCAAUUUUGCUUGUUAAUAGCAGCAGCAGGGAGAUCCAGAGUAUGGAAACUUCUCAAUCUGAACAAGGCAUUCACAUGGAAAGCUGUGGCCAUCGGAGGAACACUUUGAAUAACAUGUUACAGGUAAGCAGCAGCAGGGAGAUCCAGAGUAUGGAAACUUCUCAAUCUGAACAAGGCAUUCACAUGGAAAGCUGUGGCCAUCGGAGGAACACUUUGAAUAACAUGUUACAGGUAAGCAGCAGCAGGGAGAUCCAGAGUAUGGAAACUUCUCAAUCUGAACAAGGCAUUCACAUGGAAAGCUGUGGCCAUCGGAGGAACACUUUGAAUAACAUGUUACAGGUAAGCAGCAGCAGGGAGAUCCAGAGUAUGGAAACUUCUCAAUCUGAACAAGGCAUUCACAUGGAAAGCUGUGGCCAUCGGGGGAACACUUUGAAUAACAUGUUACAGGUAAGCAGCAGCAGGGAGAUCCAGAGUAUGGAAACUUCUCAAUCUGAACAAGCAAUUCACAUGGAAAGCUGUGGCCAUCGGGGGAACACUUUGAAUAACAUGUUACAGGUAAGCAGCAGCAGGGAGAUCCAGAGUAUGGAAACUUCUCAAUCUGAACAAGCAAUUCACAUGGAAAGCUGUGGCCAUCGGGGGAACACUUUGAAUAACAUGUUACAGGUAAGCAGCAGCAGGGAGAUCCAGAGUAUGGAAACUUCUCAAUCUGUACAGGGCAUUCACAUGGAAAGUUGUAACCAUCGGGGGAACACUUUGAAUAACAUUUUACAGGUCCAUCAGGAUAUAGACGAGAGAUUUAACUUGUGGGGUUUUGGGAGUGAGAUUCCGGAAUGGAUCAAACAUCAAAAUAUGGGGUCUUCAAUAUCCUUUGAGGUAUCGUCAUCUGACUAUUGUUCGGGUUGUAAGAUACAAGGGUUUGAUGUAUCUGCUGUAUUUUCAUGUGAGAAAUACGUAGAAUACGUAGACUUCUGUUCUUUUGUUGUAAUUUAUAAUAAAACCAAACAAAUUCGAUGGGGACCCGUUGAAGGAUGGAAACACCUCACACGUCCACUUCCAAUUCAAUCUGGUCAAGACAUAUUGUUGGUGCGCCAUAUUAUAAUUUCUGAGCUUUGGGAUUUCUCUGGACGCCAUGCUGGAUUUGGAGAUCACUUUGAAGUGGGAGAUCAAGUCGAGGUUACAGUAGAAAUUAAGGGUAUAGCUGGAAGAAGUUUGCUAGUGAAGAAGUGUGGAGUUCUGUUGGUCCAUGAGCCAGAUGAUCAAGAAUAUCAAGAUCAAAUCAGUUUGAUGAUCAUUGAUCAAUUGCGGAAGAAAUACAUGUCUGCUUCAGGUGAUGAGAAUGAGGGUAACCACAAUGAAGAAAUUUUGCGAGCUUUGCGAGGUGGAUGCUUAACAAUGUGACUUUGAGUUCCUAUGGAGAUAUAUUUUCUUUCAUAUAUGAGGAAGUUCUCCUUUUACUGUUGUGAAGGAAGAAUCCUUGAGGCAAUAUUAUAUUUUUUUUGUAAUCUAUUAUUUUAGAUGUAAACUGCAUUAGAUGGUGAUUUUCAAUUUUCUGAAAAGCUUUUAUUA
This is a messenger RNA of Macadamia integrifolia, 4642 nucleotides long. RefSeq names its product disease resistance protein RPV1-like. The record is from RefSeq and is a predicted model, not a curated record. Gene Ontology annotation, biological process: defense response; signal transduction. Gene Ontology annotation, molecular function: ATP hydrolysis activity; ADP binding. The transcript has 5 exons. NCBI's taxonomy places the organism in Eukaryota, Viridiplantae, Streptophyta, Magnoliopsida, Proteales, Proteaceae. The coding region runs from base 251 to 4474 and encodes 1407 amino acids.